UGUGCCUGCAGUACCGCCACAACAUUCAAAGCUUCUACUUYGUGGGGAUAACUCUUUUUCUGUCUGGAAAAUACAUCGACAGAAGAAUGACAGGAGGAAAACUGGUUCUUCCUACCAUGCUGCUGUCUGUAAUGAUGAGUUUAUUACCACUGCAGAGUUCYUUUGGACAACAUGUGGCAGACGACUCCUGCACGGUCCAGAUUCUUGUCCCUGGACUCAAAGGAGAACCWGGGGACAAAGGACAAAAGGGAGCACCUGGUCGACCAGGACGAGUUGGUCCCCCAGGAGAGAUUGGGCAACCUGGGCUUAAAGGGCAAAAAGGCAUUAUGGGACGUCAUGGAAAAAUUGGCCCAAGUGGAAUGAAAGGAAUCAAGGGAGAUAUGGGUGAGGCAGGUCCAACUGGUCCCGAUGGAGAACCAGCUUUGCCUUUUUCAGGUGUUCCAUGCGAGUGCAUGCCAAUAAGAAAGAUGAUUGGAGAAAUGGACAUUCUUGUGGCUCAACUGUCCUCGGAACUGAAAUUCAUCAAAAAUGCACUGCCCUCCCCUGCAGCUGUCGCCGGCAUAAAAGAGACAGACYGUAAGGUCUAUCUGCUGGUGAAGGAAGCGAAGCGCUACGCCGACGCCGAGGUCUACUGUCAGUCGAGGGGAGGGCACCUGGCCAUGCCGAAGGACGACGGUGCCAACGCAGCCAUUGCGGGAUGUAUAGCCGAUGCAGGCCUGAGCAGGGUCUACAUUGGCGUUCACGACCUCGACCACGAAGGCCAGUUCACCUACGUGGACCGCUCGCCCAUGACCACCUUCAGCAAAUGGAGAAAAGGCGAACCCAACAACGCCUACGACGACGAGGACUGCGCGGAGAUGCUGGCCUCCGGGGAGUGGACAGACGUGGCGUGCCAUCCCACCAUGUAUUUUAUUUGUGAAUUUGACAAAGACACCGUCUGAAUUCGGACGAGAAACUUGAGAAGAAAUGAAAACAACGGAAUGAGGAUAAAGUGGAAUUUGAGUUGUAGGAAAARAUUUUCUUUCCUCCUCUUGAUCUGACAAGCUGCCUAUUUUCUGAGCUUGCAAGAUCCUGACAGUCGUUGGAUUUUUCUCAUACAUCCUUAGUCUCAGACUCUGCGAUUCAUCGAGGUUUCCAACAGCGUGCCAGGCAGUGUUAUUGAGUUUUCGUGUUAUGCAAACUAUUCUGUAAAAGUGCCAUUGACAAACAAGCCAGAGAAGCAGACGGUUGUAUAUUGUGUGGAAAAAUAUCCAAUUAAAAAGCAGAUUUUGGUUCCAGCUGAGUGCUUUUAAUCAAACAGAUAGAACACAUUCUACGUUUAUAUCCUUAAAAAAGAUAUAAGGUGACUGUUGUACAAUAAACAUUGAUGGAUACUGUAAAAAAACGGAAUGAAAAAAUACAUUAUUUUCUAUCGCAGAGCUGGCUGUUCUAAUUUACUGCAGCAGAUGUGCAAAACUUGGCAAAAUAAAACAUGGAUGAAAAUCUG
Austrofundulus limnaeus is the source of this 1486-nucleotide messenger RNA. RefSeq names its product collectin sub-family member 11 (gene colec11). The transcript has 7 exons. The record is from RefSeq and is a predicted model, not a curated record. The coding region runs from base 87 to 941 and encodes 284 amino acids. Lineage: Eukaryota; Metazoa; Chordata; Actinopteri; Cyprinodontiformes; Rivulidae.